AUGAUCAUUAUUCAUUUUUUUGCGCAAAAGAUAUCGGUUUGUCACACUUGAAUUCGUCCAAUUCCAUAAUUAUUCAAUAUUCUCAGAAAAAUAUGGAAAACACAAAUAGUCUGGUUGGAGCUGAAAUUCACAGGAGAAAAUCGCAUAGAAAAAUAAUAUGUCGUUAUUGUAAGAAAUCGAUCGAUCGAGAAUUCACGACUACAGUUCCAUAUCUUCCGAAUAUUCAAGCAAAAUGGAUUGCGAUUCUUGGAGAGAGAUUUGCUGAAAAUUUGAAGAAGUUCCAUCAAGUUGGAUCGAAGGAUUUUGGCCGAAUUUGUUUGAGACAUUUUGAGGGAGAUUUGAAACGACGAAAACAAAAAGAACUUCCAAUUCGAAUGAGUGAAAAAGAAGAAAAUGAAUUGCGAAACGAUGAAAAAGUUAUUGAUGAAGUAAGUUAUUAAAUAUAACCCUAAUUUUCCAAUUGUACAAUUGAGUGUUUUCAGUCGAAUCCAAAAAAGUGCUAUAAAUGUUGUUAUUGCGAAGAGAGUCUCAAACAAGAAUUUUUGACACGAAUUCCCUAUGAUCGAAGUGUUCGUGAAAAAUGGAUCGAAAUACUUGGAACUCGUUUUUCUGAAAAUAUGAAGAAAGUUAAGCAUGGAUAUAUUUGUCGAUCACAUUUCGAUGGAAAUUUCAAACAUCGAACAAAACAACAAUUUCCGAAUGGAAAAAAUGAAGAUAAUUGUUAUUUUCAAGAAAUCAACGAUUUAUUGAUGAAUGUUCCGAAAAAUGAAGAUUAUGAAGUCGAAGCUAUUGUGAAAGAAGAUGCAGAAAUUAUGAAUAUUAAAAAUGAAGAAGAGUUUAUAAAUGAUCAAAGUUAUGAAGGCUCCUCGACAAGGGUAUGUGGUCUUUGAAAAGUUUGUGGACCAAAAGAGAUCUUAAAUUUUUGCAGGCAAAUCAAUCGAUUAAAAUGGAAUCUGAAAACCGAGUCGAAAACAAGAAUUUUUGUCGCUUUUGUGAAAUGGAAUUGAAUAGUUUAAUUGAAGCAGUUGAAAUUCCGAAAAAUACUGAAGAUUUUAUCAAAUGGUUGAAAAUUUUUGGAACAAAGUUUUCGGAAAAUGUUCUUGUUAACUCAAAACCUCACUUUAUUUGUAUGUCUCAUGUUUUUGAAAAAAAUUGGGAAAAUUGUUGAAUUUUUUAAUUUUUAUAAUGAAGCUUGUCGUUGGAGUUUUAUAUUUUGAAAUUCUUUCCACGGUUCGAGCCGAUCCGAUAUUAUUUCUUAAUUCAUAUGAAAAUCUUAUAAAGAGUUUUUAAUAAAAAUAUUUUUUUCGAAUGAGCUCUAGUGAAGAAGAGGAAAAUGAAGUAUUGUUCAUCCUGCUGAAUUGAUGAACAGGAGACUGACCGAAAAAAGAAACAAAACGAAAAAAACGAAAUUUUUCUCCCGCAGGAGCCGAAAAAAAAUAUCAAACAACCUUGUGCGCUCUAAUGAUAAUUUCAACUUCUCGUGCACACUCGUGUAUUUCUCCCAGGUUACAAAUAAUUUGUUUUCGUUUUUUUGUUUUUUUCUUCCAUUUUUUUCCGUUUUUCUUGGUUUUUCAAUGAAAAACCGAAUAAUAACUUGAUAAAUAACUUUGAUCAAUGCUAUAUUUUCGUUUUUCUUUCAGUAACAUCAAUAUGGGCGAUUCUAAUUCGCAGAAAUCCAGCGAAAACCCGAAGAACACUGAUACGACGGAAAAAACAGACAAUGUUGGCAUCAAUCUGGUGGCCAACCUUUUCAAUUCUGGAGCUUUCAGUCGAUUUUCACAAGCUACUGCUGGCCAAUACUGA
This is a messenger RNA of Caenorhabditis angaria, 1803 nucleotides long. The record is from the annotation of a GenBank genome assembly. Lineage: Eukaryota; Metazoa; Nematoda; Chromadorea; Rhabditida; Rhabditidae.